Messenger RNA from Menidia menidia (Atlantic silverside), 2479 nucleotides. The record is from the annotation of a GenBank genome assembly. Lineage: Eukaryota; Metazoa; Chordata; Actinopteri; Atheriniformes; Atherinopsidae.
AUGUCUGGACACCAUGAAUUCAUCUUCACUCUGGUGCCUAUCGUCUACAGCUGCAACUUUGUCAUCGGCAUCAUGGGGAACAGCAUGGUGGUGGCUGUCAUCUACUGCUACAUGAAGCUCAAAACGGUGGCCAACAUUUUUGUCCUCAAUCUGGCCGUGUCUGACCUCACGUUUCUCAUCACGCUUCCCAUGUGGGCCACCUUCACCGCCACCGGGUAUCACUGGCCCUUCGGAGGAUUCCUGUGUAAGACCAGCGCCGGGCUGGUGAUUUUCAACCUCUACACCAGCAUCUUCUUCCUCACGGCCCUCAGCAUUGACCGUUACCUGGCCAUUGUGCACCCCGUGCGGUCGCGCCGCUUCCGCACGGUGGCGUACGCCCGCAUCACCUGCGUGCUCAUCUGGCUUUUCGCUUUCCUGCUCAGCGUGCCCACGGCCCUGACCAGGGACGUCCACAACAUCAAAGACUCAACGGGUACCGUGUGUGCCAUCCUCCACCCAACAGUUGAAAAUGUCAAGAGGCUCAAAGACCUCCUUCUCGCCAUCAGCCUCAUGAAGAGCCUUCUGGGCUUCCUGGUGCCCUUUGUCAUCAUCAUCACCUGUUACUGCCUUAUUGGGCGCGCGCUGAUUCGAGCCAAGCACAUCCAGAAAAGCUCCCAGUCCCGGGACGACGAGGUUCUGCGCAUGCUGGCGGCUGCUGUCCUGGCCUUCUUCUUGUGCUGGGUGCCCCACCAGGUGUUCCACUUUAUGCAAGUGCUCACUCAGCUAACAGUGGUGGAGAACUGCGCCAUCCUGGAAAUCAUCGACACCGCCAUGCCCUUCACCAUCUGCAUCGCUUAUUUCAACAGCUGCGUCAACCCCUUGGUGUACGGCUUUGUGGGUCGCAACUUUCGCAAAAACCUGCUCCGUCUGUUGCGCUGCUCUCCAAGCGGGGCCGCCAGGCCUCACCCGAGCAUUAGUUCCAAAAUGAGCGCGCUCUCGUUUCGAGCCUCCGAAGCUCUGAGCCUUACGGUGAAAACGCUACCCACGGAGGAGGCCACCUUCACUGCCAACAUGAGGGCCUUCCUGUUUUUCGGAUUGGUGGCUGUUGCCCUGGCCGACGUCACUCGCUUCGAGGGAGACAAAGUCUUCCGUCUGAAGCCCCAUCUUGCUCACCAUGUGACUCUUAUUAAGGAGCUGGCUCAGAGCAUUGAUGUCGACUUCUGGAGCCCCGACAGCGCCGAGCAGGUGACCAUUGACACUGAUGUGGACAUCCAUGUGCCUGCCAAGUACCUUAACAUAGUGUACACCACCCUGAGCCAGAGUGACAUCGAGCACGAUAUUCUUAUUGAGGAUCUCCAGAACGCUGUUGACGGCCAGGCUGACAGCGGCCCCUCUCCCAGAGCCCACAGCUACACCAAGUACAACAAAUGGAGCGAUAUCCAGGCUUGGAUGGACUCCAUUGCCGCCUCCAACGCUAACCUUGUCACCAAGCAGGUGAUUGGUAAGACAUACGAGGGACGUCCCAUGACCGUUCUUAAGCUUGGUGCAAAAGGCAGCUCCACAAAGCCUGCCAUCUUCCUGGACUGUGGUAUCCAUGCCAGAGAGUGGAUCUCUCCUGCUUUUUGCCAGUGGUUUGUGAAGGAGGCUGUGUCCACCUACGGCUCAGACAAUCAGAUGACCAGCCUGCUGAACCAGAUGGAUGUCUUCGUUUUGCCCGUCUUUAACAUCGAUGGCUAUGAAUACACUCACACAAAUAACAGGAUGUGGAGAAAAACUCGCUCCAGGAGAUCUGGAUCCAGCUGUGUCGGAGCUGAUCCCAACAGGAACUUCAAUGCUGGCUGGUGCACCUUGGGAGCUUCCAGCAGCCCCUGCAGCGACACUUUCUGUGGCUACACCCCUGAAUCAGAGAUUGAGGUCAAGAAUGUGGCUGACUUCAUCCGGCAGAACAAGCAAAACAUCAAGGCCUACCUCACCAUCCACUCCUACUCUCAGCUGCUCCUCUUCCCCUACUCCUACUCUUACGAUCUGGCUGCAGAUCACAGUGAGCUGAUGAAAGUUGCCCAGGGAGCCUCUGCUGCUCUGAGCAGUCUUUAUGGCACCCGCUAUACCAGCGGACCUGGAGCCACAACCAUCUAUCCUGCUGCGGGAGGCUCCGAUGACUGGGCCUACGACCUGGGAGUGAAGUAUUCCUACACCUUCGAGUUGCGUGACACAGGCCGUUAUGGCUUCCUGCUGCCUGAGUCUCAGAUCAAGCCCACGUGUGAGGAGACCAUGCUGGCCGUCAAGUACAUCGCCGCCUACGUACAGAAGAACCUCUAUUAAAGAGCGAAGCUGCCGGGACCCCUGCCAACGCACCAGCCCCCGGCCCCGGCCCCUCCAACCUUUCCACCAGCUCCUGCCCGUUUCCAUGGAUACGGGCACCACCCGCCAUGUUUCCUCACUGUGCCUGACACAAUGUCAAGAUGAGUGCAAACAAUAAAAUCAAUGAUCCAUCCCCACA